This is a messenger RNA of Artibeus jamaicensis (Jamaican fruit-eating bat), 1991 nucleotides long. RefSeq names its product Cbl proto-oncogene C (gene CBLC). The record is from RefSeq and is a predicted model, not a curated record. Gene Ontology annotation, cellular component: plasma membrane; membrane raft. NCBI's taxonomy places the organism in Eukaryota, Metazoa, Chordata, Mammalia, Chiroptera, Phyllostomidae. Gene Ontology annotation, molecular function: SH3 domain binding; phosphotyrosine residue binding; receptor tyrosine kinase binding. Gene Ontology annotation, biological process: cell surface receptor signaling pathway; negative regulation of epidermal growth factor-activated receptor activity.
AUGGCUGUGGCGGCGAUCCCACGCAGGUGGCAGAGUGGAGAGCCCCGCGCGCUUGGCCGGGCGGUGAGGCUGCUGCAGCGCCUGCAGGAGCAAUGCGGGGACCUCCGGCUCGCCUCGAGUCCCCCCUCGCUAAGGAACUUGCUGCCCCGCACCGCGAAGUUACUUCGAGAGGUGGCCCACGCCCGGCAGGCGGGCGGUGGAGGCGGCCACGAGGGUCCCGGGGGUGCCAGAGACUUUCUCAUCGUCUACCUCGCCAACCUGGAGGCCAAGAGCAGGCAGGUUGCGACGCUCCUGCCACCACGAGGCCAAAAGAGUACCAACGACGAGCUCUUCCGGGAGGGCUCCAUACACAGGCGACAGCUGGCCAAGCUGGCCCUUAUCUUCAGCCACAUGUGUGCGGAGCUGAGCGCGCUCUUUCCUGAGGGAAAGUAUUGUGGGCACACGUAUCGGGUCACCACGACCGCAGCCCACAGCUUCUGGAGGGAGCACUGUGGAGCCCGGUGUGUGCUGCCCUGGGCUGAGUUUGAGUCCCUCCUGUGCACCUGCCACCCCAUGGAAUCAGGCCCCACAACCUUCGCCUUGCGCUCCACCAUCGACCUCACCUUCAGUGGUCACGUGUCCAUCUUCGAAUUUGACAUCUUCACCAGGCUCUUCCAGCCCUGGCCAACACUCCUCAAGAACUGGCAGUUUCUGGCGGUCAACCACCCGGGCUACAUGGCCUUCCUCACGUACGACGAGGUCCAGGCACGUCUGCAGGCCUGCAGGGACAAGCCAGGCAGCUACAUCUUCCGACCCAGCUGCACCCGCCUGGGCCAGUGGGCCAUCGGAUACGUGACCUCAGACGGCAGCAUCGUGCAGACCAUCCCUCAAAACCAACCCUUGUUCCAGGCGCUCCUGGAAGGACAAAAGGAAGGCUUCUACCUCUACCCAGAUGGGAAGAACCACAACCCGGACCUGACUGAACUCUUCCACCCGGAACCCCAUCAGCGCAUCCAAGUGUCAGAGGAGCAGCUGCAGCUGUACUGGGACAUGGACUCCACGUUUGAGCUCUGUAAGAUCUGCGCCGAGGGCAACAAGGACGUGAAGAUCAAGCCGUGCGGGCACCUGCUGUGCAGCCGCUGCCUGGACACCUGGCAGCGCUCAGACAGCCAGACCUGCCCCUUCUGCCGCAGCGAGAUCCAGGGCCAAGAGGUCGUGAGCAUCCAUCAGUUCCCAGGGAGGCCAGCGGAAGCCAGAGCCGCUGCUGAGGACCCAGGGAAGAUCAAUGACUGGGCAGAUGAAGAGGAGGAGAUGGGGCAGGUGACCCCCUCAGCGCCCCCAUUGCCCCCUCACCUAGACCUGCCCCCUGGUCCUCCCAGAAGUAAAGGCCAGCUGACGGUGGCGCCUCCAACCGUGCCCAAACUCCGGGCCCCUCUUCUUCUGCCAAAAAUUAGGACUGUGUCCUUGGUCCCAUGGGAAGCCACCUCCAGCCCGCAGGCCAGGGAGGGAGCCACAGAGGCACCACGUUGCGCUGCUGGGAGCCCCAGGGGCUGGAAGGAGUUUGUGAAGCAGAAAUAAACUGCCGGGCCUUCUGGGUGUGGAGAAAGAAUGCAGCGACCACUAGGGGGCAGCUUGGCACCAGGAACUUGGGGGCCCUGAGCCCUGAGCCCCACCUCGAUUCACCGGGGAUUCUGAAACCAGAGGGACAGGAAUGGGGGGACCCAGCCCCCCUGGAUCCAGGAGUCCAGGCCCCCAGCCUCUCCUCCUCAGACCCCGGAGUCCAGAGUCCCAAGUUCUCAGAGAAUCGGACAGCCAACCUUCUUACCCCAUUAUAGAAAAAAAAAAUUCCUGCGCCCAGACAUCCAAGUUCUAAGUCCCCCCAGUCAAAAAGACCCCACACUUCCUUGAGGGUUGUGUCCACAGUCUUGCCACAUCUGCUCUCUUCUCUCUCACUCUUUAUUCUUCCCUGGAAUCCUUUUCCAAGAGUAAAAGUGGCCUCCGGUCCAAAUCAA